Molecule: messenger RNA, 1023 nt
Organism: Acanthosepion pharaonis
Lineage: Eukaryota; Metazoa; Mollusca; Cephalopoda; Sepiida; Sepiidae
Source: the annotation of a GenBank genome assembly
AUGGGUCUUCGUCUUCUUAUCUCUUUAUCUAUCUAUCGAUCGAUCGAUCUCUGUUUAUGUCUAUCUAUCUGUCUCUGUUUAUCUAUCUAUCUAUCUAUCUAUCUAUCUAUCUAUCUAUCUAGUUCAUUUGUUUACAUCUCAUUCUGUUCAUAUCUAUCUACCUAUGCCUAUUUAUAUCUAUCUAUCUAUCUAUCUUCCCGUCAUGUAGUUACAGUUGAGUCAAAAACGUUUUUCGAAGACGAAACGAAACGAAUUCCCGAUCAUUCGCGACACGUAAAACGAAGUGAGAAUCGAACCAGACGUUCGCUUUCGAACGGGGGCCAAAGGCGAUGUGUACGCGCGUCGGCCGAUUUGUCGACCAACGCUCGUCGGCUCGCGCGGGAUGCUCGCCCUCACGCCACGUUCAGUCCCCUGGUCGCCUUCCCCCGUCCAUUCUUUUUUUCUUUUAUGCGCCGUCCUGGCACGUUCGACCCCGAAAGAGCACCGCCACCGUCCAGUUCGAAUCUGAAGGCCGCUAACACCAAUUAUACCGUCGAGCUGCAGCCGCUGGGCACGCGCUCUCUAUUUAUCUAUGCAUGUGCCUUAAUAUCUAUCUAUCUAUCUAUCUAUCUAUCUAUCUAUCUAUCUAUGCCAAUGACUUAUCUAUUUAUGCCAGUGUCUUAUCUAUCUAUCUAUCUAUCUAUCUAUCUAUCUAUCUAUCUAUGCCAAUGCCUUAUCUAUUUAUGCCAAUGCCUUAUCUAUCUAUCUAUCUAUCUAUCUAUCUAUCUAUGUCAAUGCCUUAUCUAUUUAUGCCAGUGCCUUAUCUAUCUAUCUAUCUAUAUAAUUCUAAACUGUAAUUUCUAUCUAUCUAUCUAUCUAUCUAUCUAUCUAUCUAUCUAUCUAUUCUAUCUAUGCAUAUAUCUAUCUAUCUAUAUCUAUCUAUCUAUCUAUCUAUCUAUCUAUCUAUCACCCUAUCUAUGCAUGGGAAUGUAUCAAUCACAGAUUGUUUAUCUAUCUAUCUGUCUAUCUAUCUCAUUCUGUUAA